AUGCCCACUGACGUAAGGGCCGUUGCCCUCAGUUCACAAAGCAUUCAGGUGACAUGGAAGCGUCCUAAUUACACCUUGCCAGAUGAAGAUGGCUACAAACUGGAGAUAGUGGGCGAGGACUUCAGCGAUGCCGUCUUAGUUGGGACAGAUGUGUUUUCACACACAUUCUCCGGGUUGCAACCAUUCACGGAGUACACCAUUUACGUGCAGCUUAAAGACAGAAUUCCAGAGGUUCUUCGACCAAAGGGACAAAUUUCAAUGAGCACGUGGCCAGCAGGUAAGUCGCUUUUUGUCAACAGUGAGUUCCUGCUUUUAAAGACAAUGAAACACAGAACACUCUCCUUUGCAAGUUCUGAAUGUGCACAGCAAUUAAAGAAAGUAUGA
This is a messenger RNA of Dibothriocephalus latus, 384 nucleotides long. Lineage: Eukaryota; Metazoa; Platyhelminthes; Cestoda; Diphyllobothriidea; Diphyllobothriidae. The record is from the annotation of a GenBank genome assembly.